Mauremys mutica (yellowpond turtle) is the source of this 4390-nucleotide messenger RNA. It is a transcript of the gene ESCO1, whose product is annotated as establishment of sister chromatid cohesion N-acetyltransferase 1. Gene Ontology annotation, molecular function: protein-lysine-acetyltransferase activity. The transcript is spliced from 11 exons. Lineage: Eukaryota; Metazoa; Chordata; Testudines; Geoemydidae. Bases 414 to 3491 code for a protein of 1025 amino acids. Gene Ontology annotation, cellular component: nucleus; chromatin. Gene Ontology annotation, biological process: mitotic sister chromatid cohesion. The record is from RefSeq and is a predicted model, not a curated record.
GGAUCAGAGAGAAACAACAACAAGCGUCGCAGCCUGGUAACCGUCAUAAAUCGGGGCGGGGCAGAGGCAGGGUUGUCUCUGUGCCCGGAUGGGAAGAGAUUCUAUCCACUUGCUUCUGCUCUCUACAGAGGCUGCAGGCUUCUGGGUGACAUGGGAAAGGUGCACGAGCGACAGUGACCUCGCGCCACUCACCCGGCUCACCCGAGCGCCUGCCCCUCCCCCAGCUCGCGCCGCGUGCCCCCGCUCCCCACAACAGCCAGGAGAGCGGCUCGCGCUGCGAGCGCGCACCGGAGGAGACUCGCUGAGGUGACAUGUAAUGCCUUGUCUACAACCAAAUUUAUAAGGAAUGCUUUUGGCACAGCUUGAUAAGUUACUUUUUCUGAAACAUCGAUCGCUUCUUAUAAAAUACCUAAAUGGCAGCCCAAAAAAGGAAGUCUGCAAUAGCAGAAUCUUCUGUUAAACGUCGGAAGCUAGAUAGGAACAGCAAAUCAUCAACAAAGAAAGAAAAAGAGGUGUCAGCCACGAAACAUGUCAUAAAUAAAUCCAAGCCAAAUAAAAGUGCAAUGCAGAAGAAAGCAGUGCUUAAAAUCUUGGUCAAACCUAACAGGUCAGUGGUAAAUAAAGCCAUCAAUAAUUGUGCUAGGCAGUCCUCCCAUUCUAAACUAGUGCAGAAACAUUCAAAGCAGUGUGAACUUCAAUUAAAGAAAAGAUCCAGUAAAACAGUACCUAUGAAAAAAUCAUCCCUGAAAUCAUUAAGUAGGGUAUCUACUACAAAAACACCCUCCAGAUCUUCAAAAAUAAACCAUACUACUUUCUUGAAAUCUACAAAGACUUCCUCCAAAACAGGUCCUGAAGGGAAGGACAAAUGUGCUUUACAAACCAAAGUUUCAGUUGAAAGCAAGAGACAGCAAUUAAAGUCAACUUCAGAUAUUAAAAAAAAUUCAUUGAAACCUCAAAGUAUUAGGCAAUCUGUCUUGCAGUCUGUAAAAACUUUAAAUGAAACUACACUUAGGAACAUACAUGUGGAUAUGAAAUCUGUUAAGGGAAAUUCUACAGAAGGUAAUUCUUCUACAAGUACUAGAGCUGUAAAAAUUACUGAUAAAAAUUUAGGGAUACAAGUUCAGAGUCCUAAAAAGAAUCUUGCAAAAAAGUCAACUUCUCAAGAUGCUGAACAACCAUUGAUUAAAUCUUUCGGUGACAACAAACGUGAACCUGAAUUAGGAAUGCGCAUGAUGACAAGAUCAUCAGGCACAAACACUAAAAUAGCUGUCAAAGACACACAACAGCAACCAAAAGCCACAAAAAAUAAGGAAGUGUGCCAGAAAAAGUCAGUACAAGACAUUCCUAUGCCAAGACACAUCAUUAUCGCAGAUGAGCAACUAACCAGGCGAUCACAUAGAUUGCAGCAGUUAUCAGAUACAUCAGCAAGAUCCCUUCGUAAUAGAGAAAUUAAAGAAGAAAAAGCUUCAGAAGUGCAACAGGGCACUCAAACAAAAGGAUGUAUUCAGGGUACUAGAGUUGAAACAGUUAAACCUCCUAAGCAGAAAACAGAACAGAAAAAUAAGAAAAAAUCUAAUUUUAUAAGUGGAGAUGAAGAAAUAACUGUAGGAAUAACCAGCUCUCUUCCAGAGAAAAAAUGUAAAAUGGACCAUAAAACCAAUGAUUCCAACAGUUCUCAGCAUAACCUGCAAGGCUCAAGAUUAUUUCUUGAUCAUAAAAAAGUAGAAAUGGUAAGUCCUCUUCAACCAACUUCUGUGACAAUAAAUAAGGAAAAACAACCAGUGCAUCAGAAUGUGAAAAGCAGUGUAAAAGCAAAGAGAGUUUCACAGCCACCUGUAAAUGAAAAAGAUCUAGCCAAUCAGCCUGAGAACGUUGUGAAGUCCAAACGGGUAAGCAUUCUUGAACUCUGUGAAGAAAUUGCAGGUGAAAUUGAGUCAGAUACAGUAGAGGUGAAAAGAGAUUCUCCCAACACUGAAUAUAGAAAAGGAGAAGAGAAACAUGCAGAAACACAGUUGUCUCAGACUGUAAUGCUUACUCAGAAGGAACCAAAUCAGAGCACUCAGUGCAAGCGUUUUUUCCCCAGCAAAAAAGGAAUACCUGUCAAAUGUGUUCUGAAUGGCAGAAAUAGUCCUGCAAACAAAAACUCUAAGUGGACCAAAAUUAAACUAGUGAAAGCUAAUAAUAUACAUCAAAAUAAAUUAAACUCUGCAAGUGUUCCCAAGCUGGAUUUGUUAGAAACUAAAAUUAAAGUUCCAGAAUCAAGUCAAGCAACGGGUGCAGAAAUACAGCUUUCAAAGGCCCAAGGUAAAUUGUCAGUGACAAAGCCAUGUGAGAAUAAAAGUGCAAUUCAUGUACAGGAGAAAUUGGGAGCAGUUUCUUCUGAAACAGUCAGAGCUAAAGAUGUGACACCAGAAACAAAGCAACCCACAAAAAAAGUUGCUGAAAACAGCUUGUUGGAUAAUCGGACAAAACAUGUUCCUGAGCCAACACUAGAUGAGAGUUUUAGCUUGCAUUUGGAUACAAGUCCAGAAAGCACUCCAGUGAAAAGUACUCCAGCAGCACCACAACCACCUAAGCAAGCCAAAAAGGAGAUAGAGACUGACUCUCAAGGUUCAGCUCCCAAGCAGUUGGUGCGCACUUUAUUCACAAAUCAGACAUCAGAGACUAGUGAGAAGAGGGUCCCUUUGCCAAACCAUUCAUUAGCAUCAAGGUGCAGUAGCUUCCUGUCAUCAGAGCAGCAUAUUCAAAAACUAAGAGAAGCAGGAAAAGAUGACAAACAGCUGAUCAUAGAUGCAGGACAGAAAAGAUUUGGAGCUAUUUCCUGUAAUAUUUGUGGAAUGCUUUACACGGCAUCAAAUCCAGAGGAUGAAACUCAACAUCUGCUCUUCCACAACCAAUUCAUUAGUGCUGUAAAAUAUGUGGGAUGGAAGAAAGAGAGAAUUUUGGCUGAAUAUCCUGAUGGCAAGAUAAUAAUGGUUCUUCCUGAUGAUCCAAAGUAUGCACUUAAAAAGGUUGAAGAGAUUAGAGAGAUGGUAGACAAUGACCUGGGAUUCCAACAGGCUCCACUCAUGUGCUAUUCUAGAACAAAGACGCUUCUCUUUAUUUCUAAUGAUAAAAAAGUGACUGGUUGUUUAAUUGCAGAACAUAUCCAGUCGGGCUAUAGAGUUAUAGAAGAGAAGAUUCCAGAAGUUAGUUCAGAAAAUGAGAAAAUCAUAUUUGAGCGACAAAAAGCCUGGUGCUGCUCGACUUCUCCUGAGCCUGCUCUCUGUGGGAUUAGUCGAAUCUGGGUGUUCAGUAUGAUGCGUCGGAAGAAAAUCGCUUCUCGGAUGAUAGAGUGUCUUAGGAGUAAUUUUAUAUAUGGCUCAUACUUGAGGAAAGAAGAAAUUGCUUUCUCUGAUCCCACUCCUGAUGGAAAACUCUUUGCAACGCAGUACUGUGGCACUGGCCAGUUCCUGGUAUAUAACUUUCUCAAUGGACAGUAUCAUACUUAGUGGAAUUUCUUCAGCAACAAGUAUUGGGAGACUUCUGCUAAUAAGUACUGAUUGAGUUCAGACCUUGACCAGGAGCUAGGGCCAUAUAUAUAUAUAUAUAUAUAUUUUAUUAUUAUUACAACGAACUCAGGAUUGGUAACAAAGUUGUACUAUUUUAUUAAAAUUGUAAAUUGUGCAGUAAUAGUCUAACUCUGUUUUUUAAAGAAGAUAUUUUGUUAUCUUUUACAGAAGUUUAUGAUGUAUUUUUAUCUCUAGUCAUGUUUACAUGCAGCAGAUAUUGUUCAUAGUGGACUGUAAACUAAUGCAAGGACUAUGGUCUUACUGAGUACAUACUGAAGUUCUUAAUGUGGUGAUAUACCAGUGUUGCUUGGCACUGUAAUCUUUAGUACUUUACCAGUUUUAGAUGUUUAGUAAGGUAUAUAAAAGAUCAUUUAUCAAAAUUUAAAACUUUGCUCAAUUGAACUUAAAUAACAAAUAUUACAGUGCACUAUUUAUAGGUGAUAGACUUGACAUUAAUUACAUGGAGGUUCUACUAUGCAUUAAUAUGAAUAACAAAGAUGAAAUUAACCUGAUUUCUCAAUUAUAUGAAGAAUAAGGAAGUUACACAUUUUGCAAAGGGGAUAUUUAGCAGUAGUCUGUGAAAGAUGAAUUUGCAAAAUACAAACAGGUAUAUGCUUCACCUCUUUUUUCAGAAAUGCUGAACUGGGUAUAUGCCUUUAUUAGUGAACUUCACUUGUAGCUCCUUCAUAAAGCCCUCCACUUUGAAAGGGUUUAUAUGGUGAAAAACUGCUGUGGCCUUUCUCUAUCUGUAUAUAAUGUAGAUUAAAAAAUAAAGUACUUGAUAGCAUCACUUAAGAAAAAAAAAAAGCUAACAGAGGAAAAAAAGUAGUCUUUGGUGU